AUGAAACCGGAGACAAUUUGCCCCAAUUUUCAUCUGCCAAGGGGAAAGCAAGAUAGAGAGGAUGUCAUCGGGGAGCCGGAUGAUGUGAACAGCAAGCAUGAAUAUCGACAGUCAGAACGUAUUCUUUUAACUUUAGGGCAAAAGUUCAUUCCAAGUAUGUUUGAGAGAAUCAAGGUGACAAAAGCUUUCAGAACAAGAGAAGCAUGGAGUAUUAUUAUGAAAGAAUGA
Dovyalis caffra is the source of this 228-nucleotide messenger RNA. The record is from the annotation of a GenBank genome assembly. Lineage: Eukaryota; Viridiplantae; Streptophyta; Magnoliopsida; Malpighiales; Salicaceae.